AUGGCCAAACCGGCUCCCGCAAAGAAAGGCGCAGCUGCCUCUGCGCCUGCUGCCACGUCAGCAGCAGCGACUGAAGCGGCAGCCAACCAGCAACUAGCCGCCGAUCUGAUGCAGAAAUGGGAGCGGCGAAACGAUCCUGUCGAGAUCGACGAUUCGGAGCAGCCGAAAUAUGUUCGCAAGGGACCAGCGACGUCGAAGGAGCUAGCCGCGAACAAGAAGCUGUACCAGAAGGUGGCCAACAGCCGCAUGACGCAGUUUCUGCUCAAGUCGGAGGAGCUAGCGAGGCGGCAGCAGGAGGAGGAGAUCCGCCGGCACUCCGCGCCGCUGCACGCGGAGGACAAGGGGCUCUGGAAGAAGAUGCCGCUCAUUCCCGCUCCCUUUGGCACGGGCAAGCUGGUGCGUCUAGGCCUGGCGGGCAACAAGGAGAAGGCGGGCAACGUGUUUCUCGACUUCUUCAAGACCUUCCACUUCGGCCUCUGGGGCUACCAGCAGCGCCCCUACCCCGCUGAGAAGCCCUUUGAUAUCCAGCAAGUCGUCGGCACCAAGUUCCUCGAGAAGAGAUACCUCGACUUCACCCUGCGUGGCAGCACGUGGUAUUACAAGGACCGCCUGGGUCGCACACGGGGGCCCUGCGAGGUGAUCAACCUGCGCACGGCAUGGGCCGCGGGGAUCAUUGACGGCAACACCUUCGUGUGGGGCGAUGACAUGGACGAGUUUGCCCCCAUUGAUGCCGUGUAUGGGCUGAAGCAGGCCAUUGAUACGCCUGAUGUGCGCCUGGCCACGGCAGGCACGGCCAUGCUGCACCGCAUCGGGAGGGGCAUGAACCCGCUCAAGGUGAAGAAGGGCUUCGAGGGCAGCAAGAGGUCGCUGGAGGAGCGCCAGGCAGAGGCCCUGGCAGACAAGGAGCGGGAGCACGCUGCCUUGAAGAACCACGGGGGAGCGUGGCCGGGCAACCAGGCCCCCUCGCACGCUCUCUUCCUGUGGGCUAGUGGGAGCGAGCUGACUAAGGUGCUGGACCAGAAGCCCAAGAAGUUUCCCAGCAAGUUCAUCUCCUACGAGCAAAGAUCUUUACCCAUGCAGGAGGCGCUGCUUCAUGCCAUAGCACAUCCCUCAGGGCCGCAUUUCAAGGCUGCGCCUGUGCGAGGUGGUGGAGGUGGAGCAGCUGGUUCAGCUUCCUCAUCCCUCACCAUUCAUUUCCCAUUCUUUCUUCCCUAUUCCUCACUGCCACCCUUGUGCAGGAAGAAGCUGGCGGAGCGCAUCCCGGGGCUGCGCCCGUGGGAGGUGUUGGAGGUGGAGCAGCUCUUCAACUUCCUCACCUUCCGUGAUGACUUCUGGCGCAGCAAGCUCGGCACGUUUUCUACGCCGCCCGAGAAUUCCGAGGCUUAUGAUGAGGAGAUGAUGGAGGAAUGGGGAGAGAUCAAGGAUGCAUUGUCAGGGGCGUUUCCUGAGCUGGCCAGGUGA
Messenger RNA from Closterium sp. Naga37s-1, 1461 nucleotides. NCBI's taxonomy places the organism in Eukaryota, Viridiplantae, Streptophyta, Zygnematophyceae, Desmidiales, Closteriaceae. The record is from the annotation of a GenBank genome assembly.